UGGAUUCAGCUUCUUCAUUUCCAACAUGGAAAAAACUUACAUCGAUUCCCUGGACCCUGAAAAGCUAUUACAAUGCCCCUAUGAUAAAAACCACCAGAUCAGGGCCUGCAGGUUUCCUUAUCAUCUUGUCAAGUGCAGAAAGAAUCAUCCUGAUGUCGCCAACAAGUUGGCUACUUGUCCCUUCAACGCUCGCCACCAGGUUCCUCGGGCUGAAAUCAGUCAUCAUAUUUCAAGCUGUGACGACAAAAGUUGUAUUGAGCAAGAUGUUGUCAACCAAACCAGGAACCUUGGACAAGAGACUCUGGCUGAGAGCACAUGGCAGUGCCCUCCUUGUGAUGAAGACUGGGAUAAAGAUUUGUGGGAACAGACCAGCACCCCAUUUGUCUGGGGCACAACCAACUACUGUGGCAACAACAGCCCUGCAAGCAGCAUAGUUAUGGAACAUAAGAGUAACCUGGCUUCAGGCAUGCGCGUUCCCAAGUCUCUGCCGUAUGUUCUGCCAUGGAAAAACAAUGGAAAUGCACAGUAACUGAAUAUCUAGCUCAUCAAAUGCCAGACCUUAGAAGACUCUUGCUUCUUCCUGCUACCAAGUCCUCACUCAUUUGAUGCAAGAAAGAACCUUCAUACUCAGAAGAACUGUUUCAAAUAAACCAUUGAUGUAGAUAGCUUGAUAGUUUGGUUAAGUGCUUACAGCCCCAAGAUCAGAAAUCACAUCCCAUUCUGCAUUAGUGAAACAUAAUCAUUUAAAGUUAUCCUAAAGGAUCCAGCUGAAGCAGGCAAGAAACUUGGGUCGGAAAAAGAAACUGUAUUUGUGUUCUUUGACACACAUGGACCAAAUUCUUUUUAGAGGAAUAUAGGAAUAUAUUCCUAUAAGAGUGGGCCUUUUCUGAUCAGUGCAUCUGUUUUCCCAGUCUCCAAGAUGUUGAUAGCAUUUAUAUAGCAAAAUACCCCAUUCUUAUUUAGAAUCUUUAGUACCUCUUGCUCCCUAAAUAUUUCCAACCUAGAGUAGCUUUCUUUUAUUUCUUUUCUUUCUCCCACAUUCCAGCUAGAAAUUGUACUAGCUGUCAGACUAGGUGUGGGUUAUGUAGGAGUGAAGAUUGGAUGGAAGGGAUGAACCAAUGUACAUGUGGAGAAGAGAGAGACUUUCCACCUAUGUGUGAAAUUUGAUUUAAGCUUCAAAGCUUGAAUGUCUGAGGGCCCUGUUCACUGCCCUGGGAUGUGUAUAUAAUAAAUUAGAUUUCUGAAACACCAAAGCCUCUGGCUAUCCUAGCAGCUUGUUGGCCCUUCCAAGGAGACUUCAUAAUUUCCCCAGACCAGUGUUUUGUUUCUUUGGAUUUUUUUUGUUUGGUUGUUUUCAGGUUUGUUUUGGUUUUAAAGCUGUCUGGCAUGGGGAGGGAUUUGGGAUCUGGUAUAGAUAGGGACUUGGGUGAAGCAUACUGACAAUUCCAAAAAUGAUGUCUCUAGCAUUGUUUGUAAGUAACAGACAAGAGGGAGUGGGCUCUUGUGGAAUGCCUCCUUCCACGAGUUUUACGCAAAACAGAAUUCUCUCCUAAGGAAGCAGAGCUCUCUGUUUAUUUAGUUCCAAUCUCUAAAAACAGGUUCAAGAUAAGCCAUAGUACAAUAAUAUUUCUGCUUCUAGCUGUGUGA
Molecule: messenger RNA, 1647 nt
Organism: Diceros bicornis minor
Lineage: Eukaryota; Metazoa; Chordata; Mammalia; Perissodactyla; Rhinocerotidae
Gene: GTSF1
Product: gametocyte specific factor 1
Exons: 9
Coding region: 26-529 (167 amino acids)
Source: RefSeq, a predicted model, not a curated record